Rotaria sordida is the source of this 4530-nucleotide messenger RNA. NCBI's taxonomy places the organism in Eukaryota, Metazoa, Rotifera, Eurotatoria, Philodinida, Philodinidae. The record is from the annotation of a GenBank genome assembly.
AUGGCUGAUAUAACUGAAGCACAUGCAUUAAAACUAAUACCUGUGUUUUUGGAAGGACAUGCUAAACAAUGGUAUUCGGACAACAAGGAAACAUUUGAAACUUGGAAUGUAUUUAAAACUGAAUUUAUUCGAACCUAUUCUUCACCAACAACCAAACAAUUAGCGUCAAAUCGUUUACGAACUCGUUUACAACAUUACGAUGAACCUGUUAUUGAAUAUUAUACUGAUAUUAUGAAAUUAUGUAAGUUAGUUGAUCCUACUAUGACUGAUGCAUCAAAACUUGAUCACCUAUAUCACGGUUUAAAACAUUCAUUAACGAAGGAAGUUUUACGUCAAACUCCACGAACACCAUCAAACUUUUUAGAACAUGCGCAACGCGAAGAAACUUUGGAUCGUCUUGUUACUACGUCUGUUCAUCAUACCAAUGAUGUCAUUGAUACCAAUACACCUCAUAAUGCACCACUUCAUCCUGCACAACCAAUUACGCCCAUAUGGCACCAAACUUCUCCGAACACGUCUUAUGCUUGGCCUCCACCACGACCAACUCAGUAUCAGCGAUCAUCAUAUCCUUCAAAUUAUCAGCAAUCAUCAUAUCCUUCAAAUGAUCAGCAAUCAUCAUAUCCUUCAAAUUAUCACCGAUCAUCAUAUCCUUCAAAUUAUCAGCAAUCAUCACCACAUAAUAAUCCUUAUAUUUCAAACACAUCGUUUAAUGAUUCAUAUCCUCAUCGACGUUCUGUACAAUGUUAUCGUUGUCACAAGGAGUCAAAUGAUGGUAGUGACUCCCACCCCUCACAACCAUCGUUAUCUUACUCAUCCACAACUCCUGCCUAUUCAUCAACCAAAUUCACAACAUAUUAUCGGCCCAACUCGUCUUAUUAUUCCUCUAUUCGUAAACCUCAACCAAUUAAUUAUUAUUUCAAACAACGUAUCGUCAAUAAAAAUACUAUCACACCUAAUCCUUCAUUAAUUUUUAUUAACACUCUUAUCAAUGGCAAACCCAUACGAGCUAUGAUCGAUACGGGCGCUUCUCAUUCAUUUAUUACACAAUGUGCAUUACGUACACUAUCCUAUUUCCGAUUGUCAUCGUGUGAACGUACCGCCCAAUUAGGUGAUGGUCAAACAACACUUAAAAUAGUUGGUGAAAUUCAGCUGUUACUACAAUUUGAUCAAGUUUUUACACCUGUCAAUGCUCUCGUCACUCAAACCAUGAACACUGAUUUUAUACUUGGUGGUGAUUGGUGUACAAAAAAUAAAGUAAAAAUUGAUUAUGCAAAGAGUCAAGUAUCACUAUAUGUCAAAUCAAUCAAUGUACUUCAUAUACCACCACGUGAAUCUUGUACUGUUCAAGCCAAAGUUGAAUUAUCGUCCGCUAAUACUGUAUAUUUUUCUCCUGCUGACACUAUAUCACUUGAAAGAUCUGUUAUAAUGUUACCAGCCUUAUUACACGUAAACAACUACACAACCUACUUGGAGAUAUACAAUCCUCAUGAUACUACAUGUACAUUACCAAUGAAUACUCGUUUAGGCCACAUUACUCAUACACCACAUAAACUUCAAUCGUGUGUAAUAUAUGAUCCAUCUCGUUGUUCGUCAUCAUGGUCGUCUCAACGUCAUGUCAUUAAUACAAUCGACCUUAAACAAACACCAUCUAACACCUGUAAAAUAAUUGAUAAACUUCUGGAUCAUAUUACCAACUGUCGGGACAAACACCAACUACGUCACAUACUUGAACAACACAUCAAAAUCUUUGAUAUUUCACAUGUUACACAAGCAAACACAUCUGUUCCACACAUUAUUAACACCGGUGAUAGUCUUCCAAUCAGUUCCAGACCAUAUCCACGAACAAUCCAACAACGACGUGAACUUCAAGCUGAAAUUCAAAAAAUGUUGCAAGCUAACCAAAUUCGUCCAUCCAUUUCGCCAUGGUCAUCUCCAGUCAUUAUUCACAAAAAAAAGGAUGGUGGUAUUCGUUUUUUGGUAGACUAUCGAAAAUUGAAUUCAGUAACAAAAAAAGAUUCUUUUCCUCAACCAACAACUGAAGAAUUACUAAAUCGAUUAGGUGGUCAUUGUUUUUAUUCAAAAUUAGAUCUUAAAUCCGGUUAUUUUCAAAUACCGAUACACGAAGCUGAUAAAGACAAAACAGCAUUUAUUACACAAGAUGGAUUAUGGGAAUUUAAUGUACUUCCACAAGGCAUCAUGAAUGGACCACCAACCUUUCAAAGAACCAUGCAUAAUCUUCUUGGUUAUGGACGAUGGGACUAUGUCAUGGCAUAUUUAGACGAUAUACUCAUCUUUUCACGUACUUUUGAUGAACAUGUUAAACAUUUAAAUGAAAUUUUAUAUAUAUUAGCUGAUGUCAACUUUCAAGUCAAUCCUGAUAAAUGUUUUAUUGCUGUUCAAGAAAUCGAUUUUUUAGGUCAUACAAUCAAUGAACACAGUAUAAAACCUAAUGGUGAAAAAAUUAAAGCUAUUGUUGAUUUACCAUCUCCUAGAACCCUUAAAGAAGCAAAUGAAUUUUUAGGAAAAAUUAACUGGUAUCGCAAAUUCAUUCCUAAUUUCGCUCGUAUAGCUGCACCACUACAUAAAGUAACCAACAAAACUAAACAUCGUCGACAUGAAUUUAGAUGGGGACCUGAACAACAACAAUCAUUUGAGGAAUUUCAACAUAUACUAACAACAUCUCCUUUAUUUUUAGAAUAUCCAGAUUUGUCGACUCCAUUUACAUUAACAACUGAUGCAUCAGAUAUUGGCAUUGGUGGAAUUUUAAGACAAGAUACACCAGCUGGAACCAAGAUCAAUUAUUUUAAAUCUCGUGUCUUAAAUGAUACUGAACAUAAAUAUGAUACAUUUGAAAAAGAAGCAUUAGCUAUUUAUUGGUGCAUUACCGAACUUCGAUCUUAUAUAGGUGACUCUAAUAUUAUUGUCGAAACAGAUCAUCGACCACUUGAAAAUUUCCACCUUAAACAAAUUAAUAAUAAACGUGUUAUGAAUUGGAUUUUUAAAUUACAAGAUAUAUUACCACAAAUUAUUGCAGUCAAAUAUUGUAAAGGAGCAAACAAUACAGCUGCCGAUUAUAUUUCACGACAUGUUCCUUCAUCAACAUCGGUUAAUACCACACCACCUGGUCCAACUGAUACACCUCAUUCUCAUACGUGCGAUACUCCUGAACUUAAUGCUGUUACAACGCGAGCACAAGCCAAACUCCUUGCUCCACCACGUUCAUCAACACCAAUAGCAUCUGAAUCUACUUGUUCUUCUCCAUCAACAAGUACUCAAUCAUAUGAUUUUAGUUUAUCACGUAUACGUACUGAACAAAACACUGAUUUAAAUAUUCAAAAUAUAAUACAACAAAUUCGAAAUCAACGUCGCUAUUCAUCGUUUCUUAUUCAAGAUGAUAUUCUCUACAAAUUAGUUCGUCGAGAUAAUACAGUACUUAAAAUUAUCUAUACACCUGCGACUUUAAUUCUGGACCUGUUAACUGCUUAUCAUGAUCACCCGUUAAGUGGUCAUUUCGGUAUUGCCCGCACUUGGACACAAUUACGAAACGCAUAUUAUUGGCCUCGUAUGAAAGAAACCAUCAUGUCGUAUAUUAAAUCAUGUGAUAAAUGUUCCAAAUUUAAUCUCGAUCGACGAAUGGAUUGGUGGGGACCUACUAUUCCUUCACUUUCUGGAAAUCGAUAUGUUCUCGUUGUAACUGAUCGUCUUUCCGGUUAUGUUUUUGCUACAGCAUCACCUACCAAUACAGCUCAAGAUACUGCUCGAAUCUUAAUGGAAAAAAUUAUUUUAGUUCAUGGUCCACCAGAUAUAUUAAUCACUGAUCAAGGUACACACUUCAAGAAUGAAUUAUUACAAGCUAUAUCAAAAUUAGUGGGUUGUGCUCAUGUUUUUUCAACACCAUAUCAUCCACAAACAAAUGGACAAACUGAACGAUGGAAUGCAACAUUUGCUACACAACUCGCUAAAUUUUGUAAUACAGAACACGACAAUUGGGACACUUUUUUACCAUCUAUCGUUUAUGCAUAUAAUAAUGGUAUACAUAGUUCGACUGGAUUUACACCUUAUCAACUUGCAUUUGGACGACAACCACGUCAUCCAUUUCAGCCUCCUGCAACUACUUUCGAAUUUACUAAACCAUAUGAUUAUUGGACACAAUUAAUGCAAUAUAGAAAUACGGUGUUAAAACAAGCGAAAAACAAUGUUCUACAUCAACAGCAACUAUCCAAACUUCGUUUUGAUAAAAAUAGAUCACACCCAAUUUUUUUACCAGGUGAUCUAGUGUGGAUGAAAAUUUUCGUGGGCCGUAAUAAACUCGAUGCUCGUUAUACAGGUCCUGUUCGAAUCAUUCAACUUAUUUCACCGGUGUCUUUUAUUGUUGAAGAUGAAAAUUUUCAACGAUUUCAGCCACCUUAUGCUCAUAUACCUAAUUCGUUUUUACAUCAAUCUUUACCACAAUAUCCAUCGUUAUUACUUUCACCACCACGUGAACCACACACAUCUUCACUGGUACCACCAAACCCGAUCGUAUCAUAA